AUUUUCUUUCACCCAAAAUUUUCUUUUUUUCAUUUCUCUUUCUCUCAAAAUCCCUUUCUUUGAUCAAACUCAUAACAUGUGGUGUGGUUUCCAGAGUAGAAGCAAGGGCAAUCUCUGAUUAGUCCAAUUUAGCAGUGAGUGACUGUUGUUAACAAGAGCUACUACAAUGAGUUUGACUGGAACUGUGAAUGAUGCAACUGCUACAAAUUCUCCUUGUGGCUUCUCUGAGACUAAUUGUGGAUCUUCAUCUAACAACAGUUCCACUCAUAUUUGCAUCAACUGUGACUUCAGCUAUGAUGAUUCUUUACUCUCUCAUGAAAGUGAAGACUCUGAGUGGAUCUCAGAUUCAAAGUCUAAUCAUGGAUUGUCAUCUGAGAACCCUUUAACUCCUCUGAGCACCAAUGGAAUAAUACAGUGUGUCAGAUCAGAAGAUAAUAUUUCAGUGGAGCAUCUUUUAGAAAUUGAAGACAUUCAAGAGUUUAGUACUGAUGGACCACUUUUUUGGCCAUAUGAAGGGAAAUUCAGCUGGAGUUUUGAGGAAUCUGGAAGCCCGUUUUGCAUCUCACCAAGGGGAGGGCUUGUGUUUGGUUCUAGAUCAAUGACACCAAGGAUAAAGGAAAGUAGUGAGAAAGGCCAUGAAAGUAUAUGCAGGGUAUCAUGUGCACAAAAGAUGAAUGGUGAGAUAGUAACUCCACCAGAGUUGAAUGAUGAGAAAGUUGCAUUUAAAGGCACAAAAGAUGACAACAAAGUGUUAUGUGUUGACAAGACUCUGGUUAAUGAGGAUCAUGAGUCAGAUUAUUAUGACCUUCUAUUGGUUAGAAAAGAUUUUUGUUUGGAUGAAGAAGAGCCUGAGAUUUCAAUUGAGACACUGGUGGGGCUGAAGGAGUUUGAUGGACGUGAAGGGCUUGAUUCAGAGUUUAAUGGUGAUGUGUUCAUGUUGGAGGAAGCUUGAUAUUAAAUAUCAGAAUGACCGAGUUACCAUCACUUUUUCAUAAGUCCCUGCCAUUUUUGAAUUGUUUUGGUAGAAUACACAUACCUUAGUGCAGUUCAUUUAAGAAGAUAUUUUUAAAAUGUAUCGGUUCAUUUCUCAAAGUACAAUUG
Molecule: messenger RNA, 1101 nt
Organism: Vigna unguiculata (cowpea)
Lineage: Eukaryota; Viridiplantae; Streptophyta; Magnoliopsida; Fabales; Fabaceae
Source: RefSeq, a predicted model, not a curated record